Messenger RNA from Rhagoletis pomonella (apple maggot), 3689 nucleotides. It is a transcript of the gene dan, whose product is annotated as protein distal antenna. Bases 1081 to 3222 code for a protein of 713 amino acids. The record is from RefSeq and is a predicted model, not a curated record. Lineage: Eukaryota; Metazoa; Arthropoda; Insecta; Diptera; Tephritidae. Gene Ontology annotation, molecular function: DNA binding. The transcript is spliced from 3 exons.
UCGGUGGUGUGGUUUCCUUUCAACUUAGUUUUGGUCCAGUUUGGUCAAGUGUGCGCGCAACUGACCAAAUGCCCAAAACACGAAACUCAAAACUACAAAUACGCGCGCUUGCACAUACACUCACAUGAAACUAUGUAUGUGCACACAUAUGUGUACACGUGCCCAUAACGGUAGCUGUGUCCGUUAUUCGUACACGAAGCAUUUGAACACACUAACACCGUCGCAGAACGGAACAGUAGUUGCGAUGACCGUGACGGUGGCGGUAAAUUUGUGCAAAUUCAAAUCCUUUCGCCGCUAAAAUUAAACUUCGUCGUUCACAAGUCCAGUUUAGCGACACCCGCGUUCGUAAUCGCGUUCGCGCUCAUAGUUGUUGAGCCGCAUUUGCACUCGCGACAGUUUGUCGCCUCACCGGUACGUUUUUCAUCCUCGAAGGUUUGCAAAGCACCGUUCAACGGAAACAAAAUCACAUCCUUUGGACACGCGGACGAGGCAACAGCGUCAACAGUGAAGGUACUAAAAAGCGAGAAAGGCGGGCAAAAUAAAUAAAUGUGCUGCUCUUGCAUUGCGUACAAUAUUUAUCUUACCUAAAAACCUGCGAAAGUGGAAUCAAAUAAAAAAUCAUGGGAAUAACAUUAAAAUGCAUUGAAAUAAGCACAUACCUAUUCUAAUAUACAUGCAUAUGUGUGUAUGUAUAUGUAUUUGUGAAGUGUUUUUUUUUUUUACUGAUAAACCCUAAUUGUCUAAUUCUAAAGAUUUUUGCUGAUUGCCGUAUCAAAAGCAUCAGUAAUAAAUUUGUAAUUCGAGUGAAAAUAGUGACAGUAAAACUAAUGAUAAAAAAAGUUGUUUAAGUGCAAACUGUUUUUGAGAGAAACUGUUUACAAGGGAAAAUUUAAAAAAUAUUGUGCUUUUAAAUAUUUUGGAAUUUCCCGCCUAAAUAACAGAAGUAGGCCAUAAUAAGAAAUAAAUCAAACCAAGGAAUUGCUUUAAACCAAAAUCUGCUUAUUUUUCCAGCAGUUUGUUAUAAAAGACUUCAAACUGUUCGACAACGGCCUCAAGUUGGAUAUAUCCAGCUACUCCCAUAUGAAUAUUCGUAUGAGCACAAAAGGCAAGCGCCCUUUGCGGAGCUUGACCCCGAGCGAUAAAAUUCAUGCCAUUCAACGAAUACAUGACGGGGAAUCUAAAGCUUCCGUAGCUCGUGACAUUGGAGUCCCUGAAUCCACUUUACGUGGUUGGUGCAAAAAUGAAGAUAAGCUACGUUUUAUGUCUCGCCAAACUGACAAGUUGACUGCCGAUUCACUUACUGAAAAAUUGGGAGCUUCGGGGGCAAUGUUAGGAGGGCCACCUGAAAAACGUCAAAAGAUGGACAGCGGCUCUGUACCAUUCAAUUAUUCAACUAAAAUAAAAUACGAUGAAGUUGUAUACAAAAGAUCUCCACUUAAUGGCAUCGAGUAUUGUUCAACCAAAAGUUUGUCAGAACUAGGCUUCAAUGGUCUCCCCUCCGACUAUAUGGCUUUUAGCGGUGCUGUUAAAAACAAAGUGUAUGGUGCUGAUAUAUCACGCCAAGGAGAUCCAGCUAUUGCUGCCAUAAGCCCGCUUACUAGUCUAUCUCAUCUCUCAGGAUUAUCUGGCUUGGCACAAUCCCCUCUUGCAAUAAGUUUUAAUGAACUUACAUCGAAUUUGAAUUUGUUGGCGCAAUUAAAUCCUGGACUAGCAGCAAUGUCCGGGCUAAACGGAUUGGCAGCCACAGCGAGCACAUUGCGUAAUGUGAAAACAAAACUACAGCCACAACAAAGUCCUCGUAGUGAAAGCGGAGAACGACAACAGGGAUUGUCUGUUAAAAAUUGGGCUAAACAGAAAUCCCCAACCCCUAAUUCCUCAGAAAAUGUCAAUUAUGGGCUGAACUUAUGUUCAAAUGAUAACAACGAGAAUAAAAUGAAAUCAAUAGUGCCAUCUGUUGGAAAUAGUGUACCAUCAAUAACUAGUCUAUCUGAUGAUCCUUUACUUUAUUGGUUAAAAUCUCAACAGGCAAUGUUGGGUUUAGGUAAUGUCUACCCACCACCGACAGUUCCACCAGUUGGAGCAUCCAGCCCCCCAAUGCGUUCUUCAACACCUCAGCAAUCUGCAAAACUCCAUAUCAACGUGCCAUUGAAUGCUUCCGCGGCAGUGACUUCAUCUUCAACACCCUCAGCUAGUUUAGACGACAAAAAUACUGCAUGGUAUAACUGGUGUAAAGCUCUAGGAGCUAGCCUUAACUCUCUAGCACCAGCUACGCCCGCCGUAAUUCAUGGAGGAUCCAUGCUGAAGCAGUCACCACCAUCAUCUAAUGUGAAUAUUUCGACUAACAUCGAAACAUCAUCCGCAUCAAAUGAUUCCACCCAAAAAACACAUCUGGAAAAUAUUUUGUUCAAUCAGCUAACCAAGAAUAUUGAUAGUUCUCCCAUUGAAAGCACAACCUCGGUUGAUAAUAAUCAUUCUAAUGAUAUUAAACAUGUAGACUCAUUAACGAAUCCCGAAGAUCUAUCCGCCAAAACGAUAACAACUCCUUUUGGGCCAAGUUCUCCCAUUCAUUUACGACCAGUUGCAAAUACAUCGCCCCACCCAAAUACAGAAGAAAGCCUAGUCCGAACUCCAGCACACAGCCCGUAUGAGCAAUCUAAUGUUAAUCAUCCCAGCUCCCCUUUUUACAAUGAAGGGGAGGAAGAUGGGGUUACAAAUAUGGCGGAUUGCAAAGACGUUCUGGAUAACUUAUUAUACAAAAUCAAUAAUAACCCUUCGGUGGCUUCGCUUAGUAAAGCGACAACCCCGACAAGUGAAGGCCCCGACAGAGAUGGCUGCUACAGUGAGUCUAAUGACACCUAUAUCAGUGACCAUAAUCAGAACAGCAGCGAGGACAAUACCAACAAUAAUCACUCAAACAAGACAGAUGAAGAAGAACGAUUUAAAGUUUUGGAGUUCAAGGUGACCGAAUACAAAGAUUCUGAAGCCAUAAAACAUGGUGAAAAGUUCCUUAAAUGGUUAGAAAACUGUAGCGAUCCCCGCAUUACAGCAACACAUUUAAUGCAGUUGAGAGUUCUUAUAUCAGCUUUAAAAUCUAAUUUCGAUACCAAAGUAGAAAACUCUGUAGAGGACGUCAGAAAAGGAUUUUCCGAAUGCUGUAACGAAUAUGCCGUGAAUGCUCUGGAAGACAACAAUAGAAUAAAUAAAAUACGUCGUCGCAAAUAGGAACAACCCAAAUCUGCUACAGUGGAGUCUAAAGAAUGAACCCGUAGGCAAAAAUUGUACACAAUAUAAAACAAAUAUUCAUAAGAAAAAAGUAAAGAAAUCUACAUUUAUAAGUAAAUUAGUUAAAAUAGUGGAAAACUGUCAAUGAUUCUUCGUUGAAGAGGUCAGUUUUCUUACAUGUCAACGUGAAUGAAAUGUAUCAAAAUAAUCAAGAAGCUUAUAAAAUGACUUGAAAACUUCACGACGAUGAGAAAAAAUCAAUUUAAAUAAAUUUUAUGUUGUAACGCCAAUAGUAAAUCAGCAAACUAACUUAUUAACUUAAAACUAUUAAUUAAUUCUUAUUGAUUUAGUCCUAUUAUAUUUAUUCCUAUUAUUAUUCAUACUUUGUACAUAAUACAAGAAUGAUAGAAUACAAGAUUGCGCCAAUCGAGCUGAGAGAAACUGGCCGUGACGUCAAAAUAUACUAG